Marasmius oreades (fairy-ring Marasmius) is the source of this 282-nucleotide messenger RNA. RefSeq lists its product as uncharacterized. The transcript has 3 exons. The coding region runs from base 1 to 282 and encodes 93 amino acids. Gene Ontology annotation, molecular function: oxidoreductase activity, acting on paired donors, with incorporation or reduction of molecular oxygen; heme binding; monooxygenase activity. The record is from RefSeq and is a predicted model, not a curated record. NCBI's taxonomy places the organism in Eukaryota, Fungi, Basidiomycota, Agaricomycetes, Agaricales, Marasmiaceae.
AUGAUGUUUUGGGGAACUGGGAGGAGAAUAUGUCCUGGCCGUCAUCUUGCAAUGAUAAGUAUGUACGCAGCCAUAGCAGGCAUGCUACAUUCCUUCAACAUUAGGAAAGCCAAGGACGAAUUUGGAAAUGAGAUUGUGCCGAAUCAAGAGUUUAUGUCGUCCUUACAGAAUCGGCCUGUACCGUUUCCGUGCGACAUCAAGCCACGGUCUGAUCACCACGAGAAACUAAUAAGAACCGCUGCGGUUUUGAUGAACGAUGUUGACAUUUGGGCAGUUAUUUAA